Saccostrea echinata is the source of this 453-nucleotide messenger RNA. RefSeq lists its product as uncharacterized. The transcript has 3 exons. The record is from RefSeq and is a predicted model, not a curated record. NCBI's taxonomy places the organism in Eukaryota, Metazoa, Mollusca, Bivalvia, Ostreida, Ostreidae. Bases 37 to 453 code for a protein of 138 amino acids.
AACAAACAUGUCGGCCGGUGUGCAGUAAAUAGUGCGAUGGCGUUUUCUAUCUUAUAUUGGGCAAAUUAUACAGCUGGAACCAAAAAAUUGAGCAGAAAAUCUGAAAUAGCUGUACAUUCUGACCAUGUACUGAGGUUUAUUUAUGACCAGGAAGCUUCAUACGUCCGCGGUGUGGUCCAAGCUUCAAUGCGAGACAGGAGUUAUAAUGUAACGAUUAGUCUUGGAACGAAUUAUAAUGUGGAGAACAGCACCUGUGAGUGUGUUAAUGGGCAGGAUAAAUGUCACCAUAAGGCUAGCCUCCUUCUCUAUGGGUAUAAGAAUGUCUCCAAGACAGAUGUUCGGCAGUCGUGGGUGAAAAAUCCGAAGUCGGUCCCACCUCGACAAACCAAGACAAUGGAGGACCUUUUCCCUGCAGCAGACAGAUUUGUAAAUUACAGGUUAGCUAGCUCAUGA